AUGUUUAUUGCCGUACAGAUAACGAUGGCAGCAAUACUUCUUGUUGAUCCCGUGUUAUUGUAUACCAAGGUGACUACGGAUUAUGAUUUAUAUGGAAUCAAGGUUGCUAUGAAUGAUCGUAUAAUGGUUUCAGCCGACAACCUUUAUUUAGUUUGGUACAUACUUCCGAUUUCAGCAAAUAGCUCAUUUAUAUGUUUCACGUACUACAAUGAGACAACAUGUGACUUUGUCUAUAGUAUUGUUGUUCCAAUGGUUGAUAGUACAUUAUUUGUCUACAAUUGUAUUGAUUAUCAAGGGAACAAUCUCAUCGGCUUCUUUGCUAGUAAUACUACGUGCGAUUUUUUGUUAGUAAAUGAACAAAUUAUAUCGAACUAUUCAACACAAGACAAUUUUGUCAUUACUAUAGAUGGAAAUGGUACAGGUGUUUAUGGCUUUGCAGACGAUUUUAUAUUUUUUUAUGAAUUACAAGCACCAUUUAAAUUGACUGUAUGGCCAAAUAUUUUCAAUAUUUCACCUCGAGCGAUCGACAUUGGUUCAAGUAUGCAAUAUGGUGUUUUGGUUGGUUACUGUCAAUCGACACCAUCGACUGCAAUAGAAUGUGGUUCUAUAUUAGCCUUGAAUAACUCUUUGUCGAUUCCAGACCGUGUGAAUGAUAUUUCGAUCAGAAGUAACUUGAACUUUAACUGGUCUGAUCCACGUAUAAAUUUUCUUGUCGCACAGAGUCGAGCUUAUUCGGCAGAUACAACGAUGUCAGUGAGCAUUGCUUGGCGUACUCGACAAAUACUGAUCGGAAUUCAAUCUCUCAAUAUUGUUCUAUUGUACGCAUUCGACAAUGUAUCUCAACCGAUAAGCACUCGUCAAAAUGAAAUCGGAUUUAGUGGAUUUGGAAAGAGUGUCGCAUGGUUAGAUAAUCAAGGUCAAAAGGCGGUCAUUCUUGCCAAUAGGUAUGUGUAUUUAACGAAACAAUGGAUAUCGUCAUCCGUACAUAUCUAUGAUGUGGCAUCCGAUGGUUUCACAGAUGAGACACAACCGGUUCUUAUUUUUCCUAAUAGUGAACAAACCAUGUUCGAAGUCAUGAAUGUCGUAUUGAUUCAACUCACUUGCUCCAAAUCUGGCACUUUGGCUAUUUUUGAUAUUUUAGGAAAUACAGCUGCCUUAAUUUCGGCACCUGCAGGUAUGUAUCCAUACACUGGAGUACCGUACUUUACGUCAUCAUUUGUUCCUUGCAUAUCUGGCACUCAUCGAAAUUAUUCUGGGCUCGAGCUAUGUACACCAUGCCCUAAUGGUACAUUCUCAAACAAUUGUGAGCAAUGUGCAAGAAAUGACUCAUUCUGUCCAUAUGGAAGUGUCCAAGAUCUAUCUUAUUCAACUUUUGAAUCAAUCGAACAAAAUCAAGAAUAUCCUGAAUCGCCCGAAACUACCGUAUUCGAUGAUUUACUUAUGCAGAACAUGUUCAGUUUGAAUACAAAAUCCCUCCAUUGUAUACGUGUAUCACCAAUGACAUGGGUUCUUGUAGUUCUUACGUUGGGAAUUACAGCAGCUAUGGUAGUAGUAGUUGCCGAGGCUCGUUGUCCGCACACACAUAAUAUACAAAGUCGCUUCAAGCAAGUAUUUCAAAAAGUUGAUCUUGUCGGUGAAGGAGAGUUUUGGACCGGUGGUCUGGUCUCCAUUGGUAUCAUUGUUAUUGUUGUUUCGGCCUAUGCAUUUUCUAAUGCUUUCUUACAUCAAUAUCCAAUAGAAAGCAUCACUAGUGAGCAAUCUUUUGCAUGCGAUGUUACUCUGCGCAAUGCAAAGUUUCGUACAACAAUGCAAAAGAUGCCAGACUCUGGUCGUUCAAAGAGAGAAAACCAAGGCGUGUUCGACCUACUCAACUCGCAACCAUUUGAUCUCAAGAUUGAUCUUAUUCAAACUGCAUUCACAUGUCAGGAUUCACUGGUUCUUUACCGUCUAGUUGACUAUGCGCUUCUUCCAAUACCAGUUUCACAAUGUAAAACAAGCUAUAACGGAAGUAUUCUCUCAUUGAUUAUUCCGCUUCCAUCUCAUGACAUAAGUGCUCUACUUACAUUGCCAGGAUUACGAACAGUUGGGGCUAUUCGUGUCGGACUAUUCGGACCAUCGGCAGUCAGUAAAGAUGGCAGCACUCAUCGAAAUUAUUCUGGGCUCGAGCUAUGUACACCAUGCCCUAAUGGUACAUUCUCAAACAAUGGUGAGCAAUGUGCAAGAAAUGACUCAUUCUGUCCAUAUGGAAGUGUCCAAGAUCUAUCUUAUUCAACUUUUGAAUCAAUCGAACAAAAUCAAGAAUAUCCUGAAUCUCCCGAAACUACCGUAUUUGAUGAUUUACUCAUGCAGAACAUGUUCAGUUUGAACGCACAAUCCCCACAUUGUAUUCGCGUAUCACCAAUGACAUGGGUUCUUGUAGUUUUCAUGUUGGGAAUUAUAGUAGCUAUUACAGCAGUAGUUGCCGAGGCUUAUUGUCCACGCACACAUAAGAUACAAAGUCGAUUGAAGCAACUAUUUCAAAAAGUUGAUCUUGUCGGUGAAGGAGAGGUGAGUAAAUUUUAG
Molecule: messenger RNA, 2562 nt
Organism: Rotaria sp. Silwood2
Lineage: Eukaryota; Metazoa; Rotifera; Eurotatoria; Philodinida; Philodinidae
Source: the annotation of a GenBank genome assembly